Messenger RNA from Drechmeria coniospora, 1419 nucleotides. RefSeq lists its product as uncharacterized. Lineage: Eukaryota; Fungi; Ascomycota; Sordariomycetes; Hypocreales; Ophiocordycipitaceae. Bases 1 to 1419 code for a protein of 472 amino acids. The transcript has 2 exons. Gene Ontology annotation, cellular component: membrane. Gene Ontology annotation, biological process: protein N-linked glycosylation; dolichol-linked oligosaccharide biosynthetic process. Gene Ontology annotation, molecular function: UDP-N-acetylglucosamine-dolichyl-phosphate N-acetylglucosaminephosphotransferase activity. The record is from RefSeq and is a predicted model, not a curated record.
AUGGCUGUCCUCUCUCACCCACCUCUCUCCCCUACGUCGCUCUCCCGUCCCGAGACGCUUAGCCUCGUUACCCUCUGCGGCGCCUCCCUCGCUAUCAUCGCCAAUACCUUUCAUGAAGAUGGCAAUCCCCUCGUCGCCUCCCUCGCCUUUUCCAUCCUCGCCUUCUCCCUCUCCUACGCCAUGAUCCGCUGGCUCGGCCCGACCUUCAUGAAAGCCGGCCUCCGCGGUCGCGAUCUCAGCAAGCUAACCAAUGUCGAAAUCCCCGAGUGCAUGGGCUCCAUCUGCGCCGCCGUCUACCUUUUGACUCUCAUCGUCUUCAUACCCUUCCCGUUCUACAAGGACAUGGUCGCUUCCACCAGCGGCGGGGGCAACCGCGAUGUCGUCGUCGAGGUCGUCGAGGGCAGCCAGGGUCGUCUCCUCCACCGCUUCCCCCACAACAAGCUCGCCUCCUACCUCGGCGCCAUCAUUUCCCUCCAGACGAUGGCCCUCCUUGGCAUAGGCGAUGACCUCUUCGACAUCCGCUGGCGUCACAAGUGGUGGAUUCCCGGCCUGGCCGCCAUCCCGAUCCUUGUCGUCUACUUCGUUGACUUUGGCGUCACCUCCAUCGUCAUCCCCCUACAACUUCAGCCCUACCUGGGCGAGCUCGUCAACCUCGGCGCCUUAUACUACGUCUACAUGGCCUGCGUUGCCAUGUUCUGUCCCCAGAGCAUCAACAUGCUGGCCGGAAUCAACGGAAUCGAGGUUUCCCAGUGCAUCGUCAUCGCCCUCGUCAUCGCCCUCAACGACUGCCUCUAUCUCCUAACCCCCUAUCCGCACCCGGCGACGGACUCGCAUCUCUUCUCCCUCUACCUUCUCCUCCCCUGGAUCGGUGUCUCGUGUGCCCUGCUGCACCACAAUUGGUACCCCGCCAAGGUCUUCGUCGGCGACACGUACUGCUACUUUUCCGGCAUGGUCUUUGCCGUCGUCGGUAUCCUCGGCCACUUCUCCAAGACCCUCGGCCUCCUGCUCGUCCCGCAAAUCUUCAACUUUCUUUACUCCUGCCCCCAGCUCGUCGGCCUCGUCCCCUGCCCUCGCCACCGCCUUCCAAGGUUCAACGCCCGCAGCGGGCUUCUCGAACCCUCGACGACCCCCUGGUCGCCCGAUCAUCAGCCGCACCCUCUCGUCGGUCAAAUCCUGCACCUGCUGGCCGGCCUUCGACUUCUACACGUCACCGUCGACGAAGCGGGCCUCUUCGUCGAGACGAGCAACUUCACCCUUCUCAAUCUCUGGCUCGUCUGGCGCGGGCCUCUGCGAGAGGAUCGGCUGGCGUAUGAAAUCACCAUUCUGCAGCUAGUCAUUGGCCUGCUUGGCCUCUUUGGAAGACACAGGCUCGCACUGCUCAUCUUUAAGGAAGAUAACUUGGGCAAUCCUCACCGGUAG